UCUCUCUCUCUCUCUAAACAAGAGUCCAUCAACAUUCAAACAAUGCAAGUAGCCAAACGAUCAACACCAAUUCAAAUGGAGGUCGGCGCCGGCGGGGGCGAAGCCACGGAGUCGAAGACGACGGCGGAGUCAACCUACGAUCAGAUCCGCCACCUAGCCUCCGGCAACGCCGUGGUGGUCUUUACCAUCAACGGUUGCUGCAUGUGCCACGUGGUCAAGCAACUCCUCUUUGGCCUCGGUGUUGGACCCACAAUCGUUGAGCUCCACGACAAGGCCGCCGGCCGUGAGAUCCACGCCGUCCUCCGCCACCUCGCCGGCGGCGACACCCACCAGCAGCAACCCUUUCCGGCGGUGUUCGUCGGCGGCAAGUUCUUGGGUGGGAUUGAAACCGUCAUGGCUUGUCACAUCAACGGAACCCUAGUCCCUCUCCUCAAAGACGCCGGAGCUCUCUGGCUCUGAGGGCGGCGAUCUGACCCACCACCACCGCAACAUCUGACCCACCACCACCACCAACCCAUUGCCGGAAUAUGCCUUCAAAUUACAUUAUAUAUACAUAUAUAUAGAUAUAGAUAUAGGUAUAUGAAUAUAUAGAGUGGGUUCGUAGAAGGUACGGAGGGGACAAGGGGAGAAGGGUGACAGGAUUGUGUUUUUAGAGAGAGAGAAAAAGGUGUUUGGUUGCAUGGAAAAUUUCUAAGCAUAUAUGAAAUAUAAUCUCUGAUA
Messenger RNA from Camellia sinensis, 720 nucleotides. Its product is annotated as glutaredoxin-C9-like. The record is from RefSeq and is a predicted model, not a curated record. Lineage: Eukaryota; Viridiplantae; Streptophyta; Magnoliopsida; Ericales; Theaceae.